Cebus imitator (Panamanian white-faced capuchin) is the source of this 1900-nucleotide messenger RNA. It is a transcript of the gene GATA5, whose product is annotated as GATA binding protein 5. Gene Ontology annotation, cellular component: nucleus. The record is from RefSeq and is a predicted model, not a curated record. NCBI's taxonomy places the organism in Eukaryota, Metazoa, Chordata, Mammalia, Primates, Cebidae. Bases 27 to 1337 code for a protein of 436 amino acids. The transcript has 6 exons. Gene Ontology annotation, molecular function: RNA polymerase II cis-regulatory region sequence-specific DNA binding; zinc ion binding; DNA-binding transcription factor activity, RNA polymerase II-specific. Gene Ontology annotation, biological process: negative regulation of transcription by RNA polymerase II; cell fate commitment; positive regulation of transcription by RNA polymerase II.
UGCCCGGGAACGGCCCGGGCUGGGGAAUGGGAAGCGCCGCCCGCGCGGCGGCACCUGCCCGGCACCAGCGCGGCGGAGGGCGCACGGUUUGGAGACCUCCACACCUCUCCUCUGCCCCGCAGGUCAGGACCGCGCCCGAGAGGAUGUACCGGAGCCUGGCGCUGGCCGCGAGCCCCAGCCAGGCUGCCUACGCCGACUCGGGCUCCUUCCUGCACGCUCCAGGCACCGGCUCCUCGAUGUUUGUGCCACCGGCGCGCGUCCCCUCCACGCUGUCCUACCUGCCCCGGUGCGAGCCGGGCCCACAGCCCCCCGAGCUCGCCGCGCGCCCCUGUUGGUCGCAGCCCGCCCCAGCGGAUUCGUCGGCCUUCGGUCCCGGCAGCCCGCACCCGCCGGCCGCGCACCCGCCCGGGACCACCGCCUUCUCGUUCACGCACAGCCCCCAGGGACCGGGCAGCGGCAGCAGCGCGCGAGGCCGGAACCGCGGCGCCUACCAGGGCGCGCUGCGGCCUGGGGAACAGUUCGCGGCUCCGCUUGGGCGGCCCAUGGGCACCUCGUAUCCCACCACCUACCCGGCCUACGUGAGCCCCGACGUGGCCCCGACCUGGACCGCCGGGCCCUUCGAUGGCAGCGUCCUGCACGGCCUCCCCGUCCGGAGGCCCGCCUUGGUGUCUGACUUCUUGGAAGAGUUCCCGGGUGAGGGUCGUGAGUGUGUCAACUGCGGGGCCCUGUCCACACCCCUGUGGCGCCGGGACGGCACCGGCCACUACCUGUGCAACGCCUGUGGCCUCUACCACAAAAUGAACGGCGUCAACCGGCCGCUCGUCCGCCCCCAGAAGCGCCUGUCCUCAUCCCGCCGCGCCGGCCUGUGCUGCACCAACUGCCACACGACCAACACCACCCUGUGGCGGCGGAGCUCGGAGGGGGAGCCCGUGUGCAACGCCUGCGGCCUCUACAUGAAGCUGCACGGGGUGCCGCGGCCUCUGGCCAUGAAGAAGGAAAGCAUCCAGACCCGGAAGCGGAAGCCGAAGACGGCCACCAAGCGCAGGGGUUCCUCAGGAGCCACAGCGAGCUCCUCGGCCUCCCCAUCUGCUGUCCCCAGCGCUGACAGCUCAGCAGCCAAGUUGAAACCUGAGCCCUGCCUGGCAUCCCCUAUGUGCCCUGGGUCCGGCACGGACCCCCAGGCCUCCGGCCAGGAGGAUGACUCCCUUGCCCCCGGCCACUUGGAGUUCAAGUUCGAGCCUGAGGACUUUGCCUUCCCCUCCACAGCCCUGAGCCCCCCGGCUGGCCUUGGGGGGGCUCUGUGCCAGGAGGCCUGGUGUGCGCUGGCCUCGGCCUAGGUCCCCAGGCAGCCUCCGUCAGGGGAAUAGUCUGGAACAGAGCACCCACUGAUUCACUCCGUGACUCCUUCAGUCCAGCACAGCAGAGACCAGCAGGCCAGAGACUGGGUGUCCCGGAGUCUCCUCGAGGCGGGAGGGAGGCCUUCUGUGCAGCAGGCAGUCAGCCCCAGAGCAAGAAGGCUGCUGAGGAAGGGCCCAGCCCCCCACCCCACGCACAGCAAGACUCCCCAGGUGCAGCCAAGGCUCCGGACCACACCGGCCCCCCUGCGGCGGCGGCCAACCCAGGGCACCACCUCCAGCUCGAAUUCAGUCCUCAGCACACACCGUCAAUCUGUUUACAGUUGUAGCAGUUGGGGAAAAGCAAUCAAGCUCCCAGUGCAGAGCCAAGAUGCCAAUCGAAGCGCCUGAGGCCGAGCCGGGGAGGGGAACCAGGGGAGCAGCUGGGCACGGACCUCCCAGGGCCUCGGCUGUCCUUUGCUGUCCCCAUUGAUAGACGGAGCUGGGUGAGGAGAGCCAUCCCGCAGCCGCUGCAGCACUGCCAAGGAUGGGCGUGCAGGCCGCAC